GGACUCGGACUAGCGUGCUCUUUCAGCGAUCUCUCGAACGUGGUCUAGUGCAGGGCCAGUUACAAGCUUUCGGCACCUAUAAUCGGAUGGUCUAGAUAUGCCCCGAACCACCGUGAGUAUUUCGUCCACCAAGGCGGCCAGGCGGCAUGACGCAACAGCUUUAGCAAGCAACCGACGAGAAUCAGUACACAUAUGCUUAGAGCUCCUUGCCUCGUACAAUCGUGUCUUUAGAACCCAAAUUGUGAGCAUUCAUAUGAUAUAAGGUUGCAUAUCAAGGUCUCGAUUAUCCAGGUCACCUAGGUCGAUACCUCUGCACCACAGCAUGACCAUCCUCAUCACCGGCGCGGCAGGGCGCACUUCCGGUUAUGUGCUCAAGGCGUUGCUCGCAUCUGACAACGUCAAACCUGCGGACCUCCGUCUCUUGGUUCGCUCCGAGGAUGCUAUCCAGAAGGUACAGUUCCGGCACCAGCAGCUGCCGCGCAGCUCGUUCGUCGUCGCAGACUACCUGGAGACAAGCACUCUCGGUCCAGCGCUCAGGGGCGUCGACAUUGCAUUCCAUAAUGCACCGGGUUUCAGCCCGCUGGAAAGCGCCAUGGGCAUUGCUCUCAUCGACGCCGCAAAGGAGGCUGGAGUAAAGCAUCUCGUGUAUUGCAGCGUGCUGUUCCCCGUCCUCAGCAAGCUGUUGAACCACGACAUCAAGCGAGUGUAAGGCAGCCUCUUGCUUUUUGU
Molecule: messenger RNA, 729 nt
Organism: Phanerochaete carnosa HHB-10118-sp
Lineage: Eukaryota; Fungi; Basidiomycota; Agaricomycetes; Polyporales; Phanerochaetaceae
Exons: 1
Coding region: 323-709 (128 amino acids)
Source: RefSeq, a predicted model, not a curated record